Sorghum bicolor (sorghum) is the source of this 4205-nucleotide messenger RNA. RefSeq lists its product as uncharacterized. Bases 167 to 4048 code for a protein of 1293 amino acids. Gene Ontology annotation, molecular function: protein kinase activity; ATP binding. NCBI's taxonomy places the organism in Eukaryota, Viridiplantae, Streptophyta, Magnoliopsida, Poales, Poaceae. The transcript is spliced from 16 exons. The record is from RefSeq and is a predicted model, not a curated record. Gene Ontology annotation, biological process: protein phosphorylation.
GCAGGUGGUGGCAGGCUCUGCAUUCCGAGCUCCCCUAUCGAUCUCUGCUGAAUCUGCCAGCCAUUCAAACAAUACUUUCGCUCAGCACUCGCACCUUUCAUAGCGCAGCUUCAUCAUACAUACACUUCACUCUCUCAUCUCGGUUGCGGCCAAUCCACUUGAAACCAUGGCCAUGUACAUGUGCGGCCAUGCCGUGGGCUACUACGCGGUUGUUGUUGGCCUGCUGAUCACCACCCUCACGCCACCGCUGGCGGCUGGCAUACCAUGGCCAGUCUGCAGCAGCAGCUCCGCCGGGAACUACACCGCUAACAGCACCUACGGCGGCAACCUCCGCCUGGUCGCCGCCGCCCUGCCAAGCGACGUCUCCACGUCCCCUACCCUCUUCGCCGUCGCCACAACCGGGACGGCACCGGACAUAGUUUACGCCAUCGGGCAAUGCAUCGGCGACCUGCAGAGCGCCGCCGCUGCCUGCCGCGACUGCAUCGCGGCCAGCUUUGAGCAGGCGCAGAAGAUGUGCCCACACAACAAGGGUGCGGCCAUCUUCGACCACGACAACGGCACAUGCCAAAUCGGCUUCUCCAACCAGGAUUUUCUCGUUUCCCACGCCAACUCGCAGGACCAGGAGGUGAUGGUCUAUAACGCUGAGAACAUCACCUCCGACAUCGCCAGCCGGUUCAACGCGUUCACCUACACGCUGCUCAACAGUAUGGCCGAGUACGUUUCGACAACAAACUCAACAAACAAGUACGUGACAGCAUCGAUCGCCAUAGAUGCCGCGACCUACCCGUAUAUCUACGGUAUGGCGUCGUGUACCCCUGACCUGGUACCUUGGCAGUGCCGUGGGUGCCUUUCUGCUGCAAUUUCCGAUAUGAUAUCAGGAGACAAAAUUACCGUCUACACCAAGGGCGCCAGGAUCCGUGGUCUGCGGUGCACCGCGCAGUAUGAGCUGUACCGUUUCUACAACAGUUCCACCAUGCUUCAGCUGUCAGCGGCGGUGCCACCGCCACCGCCACCGCCACCACCGCCAGCCAUUCAUCAUCAGGAUGGUCUGUUUCAUGGCGUUUAUUCUUUUUUUGUCGCUGGAGUAGUAGACGCCCAUGUCGAAGAGGUGGCAGAGAUGGCGACGAUGUCGGCGGAGUACCACGGAAAGGCUUCAGAACGCCCACAUGGAAAACAUCAUGGAUGCGAGCACCCUCAGCUUGACGCCAGCCAGCUUGAACAGAUCUCUCCAAACAUGUCCCGUAAACACCGGAUCGCGAUCACUCACGAUGGAAUUUGGAAACCCAUGAAGGCGUACAACAGCUUCGAAGAAGGCUUUGGCCACAGAUGCAGCCGUGUAUGGGUGACUGAGCGCGAUGAAAUGGGCGUGCUUGGAGAAACGAUCCACCACCGUCAAAAUGACGCUCUUGCCAUGCACGCGAGGGAGGCCUUCGAUGAAGCGCUGGUCCAGGAGGAAUUUGAGGGCGUAGUGGUCUGUACGGACUGUGAAGUGGCGGCCCCAAACAUACGGCCUCCAGUGGCGAACUGCGUGCACAAGGCCGAUGAGUUCACGCUCAUACGCGGCCAACUUGAGAUGACGGGCAGCAAAGGGACAAACUUCCGCAGGAACGGGCGCAGCACUGUGUUCAUCAAGUGCUGGAACGUGGCUGGGGCGUUGGAGGUGGAUCCUGUGGUCACACGCGCGCGCCGGCGGCAGACCUUGAGGUUCAGCGAAGAUAUCCUCAAAGGAAUCCAGCAGCCUGUCCAGCAGUGGUGCGUCGGAGUGGACUGCAUGGAGCCGAGUAGACGGGACAUCCCACCGCGUGGACCCGAUGCCGCGCCAGAACACCCGCUGCCCGCCGCGUGUGAACGCCAUGCACAAAUCGUCGAAGUCCCAAAGGAUCGGACCCAGACCGCGGAGAAACGAGACGCCCAGCACCAUGUCCCAGCGAUCCAGGGGAAUUGUGUAACAGUCCACGGCGAAGGCUUCAUUAGCAAUGCGGAUUCCUACGUCGCGCGCCAGGCCGCGACACUCGACGCGGUCACCGUUGGCCACGGUAACCCCAGUGCCGGGGCAAGGUGCGAACUGAAUGCCCACUCGUUGGGCCACAGCGCCGCUUAUGAAGUUAUGAGUAGAGCCGGAGUCGAUGAGGGCGACGCACUGCUCGCUGCCCACCUGCACAUAAAUCUGCAUGGUGUCUUCCAUGCGAAUGCCCGCAAUGGCCGCCAAGGAGAUGGUGGGUGUGGUGGACGCCUCUGUUGCUGCUGGUGCCUCAUCAUCGGAUUCCGGGGGCUCUUCCACGAUGUAGUCGGCUGCUUCGAGGAAGAACAGACGCGCGCACUUAUGGCCUUGGACACGCAGCUGAGGAUGACGCAGUGGUUGACUGUCCCGACGGCGGGCGGCGCGCUGGGCGCGGAGGUGGUCCUGGCAAUGCGAGCACCUUGGGAGCAUUGCGACGCUCAUACGCCCGUGCCAACCGCAUUGCGCGAUGGAGGUCUUGUGACGGGCAAGAUCGGCGAGGUGGUUGGUGGAGAGGGCCGGUCCAAAGCGCUGCUGGCACAGCAAGCGGAACGCCGGCCAGGCAGGGCGACCAUGGUCGCGCUCCAGGAUGAAACUUCAGCCAUCUGGCGCUGCAUGCCGUGGAACAGAAGAGUCAUCUGUUGCUGCCCCGCAGCUAGGGACGCCAAAGCUUCAGAGAGGGAAGGUUGUGCAGGAGGCCCGGUGGUGGACGUCGGGGCUGAUGGAGGAACGGAGAACGCUGGGGCACCCAGCGAUGAAACCGGCGGCGUUGGAGAGCCGCUGGUGGCUGCAGCGCCGGCGGCGGAGGUCCCAGAUGCCAUGAACACUGAUACCAGAUUGCUUACAGGAGGCAGGAUCAGCCACGACUCCUGCGCCUGGGGCAGGAGAAAAAUGUUGGUCAUAGCCUUGGUAGUGCCAGUACUUGGGUCCAUUUUUGUUUUGACCCUUUGCUUCCUUAGAUGGAACAGAAAAGUUCCACAUCACAAGGCUGAAAUGAAUCUGGCGGAAGACGAAGCCCUAGUUUGGGGACUGGAAGGAGGGAGUUCAGAAUUGACAGUUUAUGACUUCUCCCAAGUACUAGAGGCUACAGGUGACUUCUCGGAAGAAAAUAAACUUGGGCAAGGUGGCUUUGGUCCUGUGUACAAGGGCCGAUUUCUAGAUGGGAUAGAGAUAGCAGUUAAGAGGCUUUCUUCACAUUCAGGGCAAGGAUUGACAGAGUUUAAAAAUGAAAUCCAGCUCAUAGCCAAGCUCCAGCACACAAACCUGGUUAGGCUCUUGGGAUGCUGCUCCCAGGGAGAGGAGAAAAUACUAGUAUAUGAAUAUUUGCCAAACAAAAGCUUGGACUUCUUCAUUUUUGAUGAAACAAGGAGGGCCUUGCUUGAUUGGACAAGACGUCGUGCGAUAAUAGAAGGGAUCGCACAAGGACUAAUUUAUUUGCAUAAGCACUCUCGGUUACGAGUCAUUCAUAGAGAUCUUAAAGCAAGCAACAUUCUCUUGGACUCUGAAAUGAACCCUAAAAUUUCAGAUUUUGGGCUUGCUAAGAUAUUUAGCACAAAAGAUACUGAAGGAAACACAAGAAGAAUAGUUGGGACAUAUGGUUACAUGGCUCCUGAGUAUGCAUCGGAGGGUGUCUUCUCAGUGAAAUCAGAUGUAUUCAGCUUUGGAGUGCUAAUUCUUGAGAUCAUCAGUGGGAAAAGAGCAUCGAGUUUCCAUAAAUAUGGGGACUUCAUCAACAUUCUAGGACAUGCAUGGCAGUUGUGGAAAGAAGGAUUAUGGCUUCAACUCGUGGACACAUCACUAGUUAGUGAUGUUCAUGCACUAGAAAUUGUUAGAUGCAUUAAUAUUGCAUUGUUAUGUGUGCAAGAGCUUGCGGCUGAUCGACCCACCAUGUCACACGUGGUUUCCAUGCUAAGCAGCGAGAGUAUGACACUACCUGAGCCAAAGCACCCUGCAUAUUCCCACAUAAGGGUGACAACCGAAGAAGUGUCCACAGUUUUUGAUCCGCCUAGUCUUAAUGGUGUGACAAUAUCUGACCAAGAUGGUAGAUAGUUUCUUUUCAGGAUUACAGGCUAUAUGAAAUAUUUAUAUUGUUGUUGAUUGAAAGUAUUUUUCCUGUUUUAACUCAACUGUUUGUUUAAAGGCAUACAUUCGUAGACUUCUCUAUGUAUUUCUUUUUGAACAACUAGCCAAUCAACCCGCUCCUACA